AUGAAACAAAUGUAAGUCAAACAAAUAAAAACAUUAAAUUUAAAAAGUCCUUUUCUCUGUACAUUUAACUGUAGUAUUUUUUUAGGAACAGGAAUUUAAUUGGGAUUCGAAAAUACAAGGAUUUGUUUUGAGCUCCUUUUUUUAUGGAUACCUUAGCACACAAUUAUUAGGAGGAUGGCUAGCUGCUCGCAUCGGUGGAAAGAGAGUUUUUGGAAUAGGAAUUGCGGCGACAGCGUUUUUUACUAUCAUUACACCACCUCUUGCCAAAAUAAACGUUUAUAUUCUCAUUACAUUACGUGUAAUCGAGGGUAUCUGCGAGCGGCAGAUACUUUACCAUCAUCAUCAUCAUCAACAUCAAAAUGUACAAAAUCCAUAUCCAUGCUAACAGAAUCCAAAUUGAGGUCAACGAAUACGAACAUAGAAUCUUUUGUUAUUAAAACAUCAAUUGCAAACAGAAAAAAUUUGACAUACAAGUAGCUAAAUUUAUUUACGCCACAAACUCGGCCUUUAGACAUGUUGAACAUCCAGAGUUUAUAAAAUUAAUAUACUUAUUGCAUCUUGGCUAUAAACCGCCUUCAAGACAUCAAAUCGCAAAUGAGCUAUUAAAUGAAGUUUUUGACUCAGAGUUGAUAAAAGUAAAAAAUUAUGUACAUGGAAAGAAUGUAUGUAUAGCUCAAGAUGAGUGGAGUAACAUUCACAAUGAUUCUGUUUUAUGUAUAUCAGUGACUGAUAUCAUUGACGAAACUGUGCAUUUAUGCGAUACUAUUGAUACCGAAGGUAACAGCCAUACAGCAGAGUACUUGCUAAAUUUGGCAGUAAUUUCAAUCAAAAGUUGUCAAAAACAUGGUUGUAGAGUUAGAAGCUUUGUGACUGAUAAUGCAGCGAACAUGCGUAAAAUGAGAGAACAAUUGGCAAAUGUGAAGAACUUGGCAUGCCUGAUAUUAUUACUUAUGGAUGCUCCGCACAUAUUUUAAAUCUUCUUGCGCACAACAUUGAAAUUCCAGAAAUCAAAGAACAAGUUAAAACAAUUAUGAAAUAUUUUCGAAACACGCAUUUUGCUGCUGCUAAGUAUAAAGAAGCAGGUGGAAAAGCUUUAAUAAUGCCACAAGAUGUUCGAUGGAAUACUUUGACCGAUUGUCUGGAAUCAUAUAUUAAUAACUGGCAUAUUUUGUCUAAAGUUUGCACUGAUAAUCGAGUAGCAAUUAGUCCGGAUAUUUCAUCCAAAAUUAACGAUGUGAAUUUAAAAGUGAAAGCAACGGACUAUUUGGAAAAACUAAAAAUAAUUUCAGUCGCAUUAGACAAAAUUCAACGAGAUUGCUGUACAAUUGGUGAAGCCACAGAAAUUUGGAUCAAAAUAAUAAAUCAUUUUAAACUUCAAUAUAAUUUUUCAGAAUCUGAUCUUAAAUGUGUUCUGCAGCGUUUCAAAAUGGCAAUGACGCCUGCACAUUAUUUAGCAAAUUUGCUAGAUCAUCGAUUUAGAGAACUUCAGUUAAGGGAAGAACAAUUAGAUGAAGCAAUGGAAUAUAUCAAUUUGUAUCACCCUGCAGCCAUGCCUGACGUAAUAUCUUAUCGAGCAAAAACUUCUCCAUUCAAGUAUUAUCUUUUUUCUGAAGAAUCCAUUAAAAAUGUUAAGCCAAUAACGUGGUGGCUUGCGUUAAAAGAAAAUAUUAAUACUGUAACGUUUGAUUUAGCAAUACAACUUCAUACAGCAAUUGCUUCUUCUGCUGGUAUAGAAAGGCUGUUUUCAGCUUUUGGUUUAGUGCACACAAAAUUGAGAAACAGAUUAGGCGUAGAAAAAGCUUCAAAAUUAGUGAUAAUUUUAAAAGCACUCAAUAAAAAGGUUGAUAAAACUGAGAUUGAAACUAGUAACUAGUAACUGAGGCUAUUAUAUUAUAUUCUUUAUUAAUGUAUUACAUUAUAUUAU
Molecule: messenger RNA, 1924 nt
Organism: Pogonomyrmex barbatus (red harvester ant)
Lineage: Eukaryota; Metazoa; Arthropoda; Insecta; Hymenoptera; Formicidae
Molecular function (GO): protein dimerization activity; DNA binding
Source: RefSeq, a predicted model, not a curated record